AAGCCACAUCCUCGCCGCGAUGGGUCAUAACACAAGCCAGAUGAUUCUUAUUGGUGACCACAAACAACUGCGUCCCAAAGUCAACAACUACAAGCUGACUGUUGAAAAGGGUGAUGGGUUUGAACUCAACAGAUCACUAUUCGAGCGCCUGGUUCUCAAGGGCUUUCCUCAUGAAACUCUGACAGUCCAACAUUAUGCUCCCAAGACCCAGGGCCGUGACGACAUUCACAGUAUUCAGAAUAACAUUAUCUUCAUUGACCACACUCAUCCUGAGAUAACACUCUCGCUUCGUCUGGGUCAGAACAGAAUACCUAUGAAGUAGGAAAUGGUUUGGAAGAUCAUACGCUACCUCGCCCAGCAAGGCUAUGGGACGGAGAAGCUAGUCGUUCUCAUGUCAUACCUUGGACAGCUCUCAAGCUUCAAGAUGCCCUGAAGAGGGAUAAUGAC
Messenger RNA from Suillus subaureus, 447 nucleotides. RefSeq lists its product as uncharacterized. Gene Ontology annotation, biological process: regulatory ncRNA-mediated heterochromatin formation. The coding region runs from base 20 to 322 and encodes 100 amino acids. Gene Ontology annotation, cellular component: nuclear RNA-directed RNA polymerase complex. The transcript is spliced from 4 exons. The record is from RefSeq and is a predicted model, not a curated record. Lineage: Eukaryota; Fungi; Basidiomycota; Agaricomycetes; Boletales; Suillaceae.